Messenger RNA from Diaporthe batatas, 429 nucleotides. RefSeq lists its product as uncharacterized. The transcript has 2 exons. Lineage: Eukaryota; Fungi; Ascomycota; Sordariomycetes; Diaporthales; Diaporthaceae. The record is from RefSeq and is a predicted model, not a curated record. The coding region runs from base 1 to 429 and encodes 142 amino acids.
AUGCAGUUUACCACCGCCAUCCUCGCCUUUGCCGCCGCCUCCGUGGCCAACGCCGAGGUCCUCUUCAAGGCCUCUGCGUUCAACGCUGCCUGUGUCCCCCACGGCUCCGAGUGCAUCUAUGCGUUUGACGUCAUCUCCACCGACAACGCCUCGGCAGCCCCGGUCAGCUGCCGUGCCCAGGUCCAGACCACUGACGGCACCCUGCCGGAGGUUAAGGCCGGCGAGGGCAAGUGUGGGGAGUCCGACCUGACCUUCUUUGUUGCUAAGAACGGCGACGGCCUCCGCGUCAGUGUCUCCAAGCCCGUCUCCACUACCGUCCAGCGCGUCGGCUCCCACAUCAUUACCGGCGGCGAGAUCGAGCUGGAGCAGGCCGGCGCCUCCGGCGGGCAGAAGUACACUGGCCCCGCCGCAUUCGACCUGGAGCGAUAA